AGUUUGAUGACGACACCUUGGCGCUGGCUUUCGGAAUGGCGACUUUUGGCCCAGAAACGGACAGCACUGUUGGAGCCACAGUGAUUUCCUAAGACAGCCAUAUUAGACACUCUACGGGAGCCUGCCAUGGCAUUUCCCCACUUCCAACAGCCCAGUUUCCUACUGGCUAGCCUGAAAGCUGACUCUGUAAACAAACCCUUUGCACAGCGCUGCCAAGACUUGGUUAAAGUCAUCGAGGAUUUCCCAGCCAAGGAGCUGCGAGCCAUUUUCCCAUGGUUGGUGGAGCACAUAUUUGGUAGUCUGGAUGGUGUGUUCUUUGGCUGGAAUCUCCGCUGCCUGCAGGGGCGUGCGAACCCCGUGGAAUACAGCAUUGCAAUGGAAUUUCUAGACCCUGGUGGUCCAAUGAUGAAGUUGGUUUAUAAACUGCAAGCUGAAGACUAUAAGUUUGACUUCCCAAUCUCCUACCUUCCAGGCCCCGUGAAGGCGUCCAUCCAGGAACGAGUCCUCCCUGAGAGCCCUCUAUAUCACAACAAGGUCCACUUCCUCCCUGGUGGGGGACUCGGCCUCAACCUAGCCCUCAACCCCUUUGAGUAUUACACGUUCUUCUUCGCCUUGAGUCUCAUCACACAGAAGCCACUGCUCCCAUCCCUCCAUGUCCGGACUUCAGACUGUGCCUACUUCCUCCUGGUGGACCGCUACCUGUCCUGGUUCCUGCCCACAGAAGGCAGUGUUCUCCCCACGCUCUUCUCCAGUCCCGGGGGCUCCAACCCCUCACCCGCUCCCAGGACACCAACCAUGCCCUUCGCAUCUUAUGGUCUCCAUCACACCAGUCUUCUGAAGCGCCAUAUAUCUCACCAGACAUCUGUGAACGCAGACCCUGCUUCCCAUGAGAUCUGGCGGUCAGAAACCCUGCUUCAGGUGUUUGUUGAGAUGUGGCUCCACCACUACUCGCUGGAGAUGUACCAGCAGAUGCAGUCUCCUCAUGCCAAGCUGGAGGUCCUACACUACCGACUCAGUGUCUCCAGCGCCCUCCACAGUCCUGCCCAACCUGGCUUCCAGGCCCUCCACACCUACCAAGAGUCGUUCACGCCAACUGAGGAGCACGUGUUGGUGGUGCGGCUGCUGCUCAAACACCUGCACGCCUUCUCUAACAGCCUGAAGCCAGAGCAGGCCUCACCCUCGGCCCACUCACAUGCCACCAGCCCUCUGGAGGAGUUCAAACGGGUUGCCAUCCCGCGCUUCGUCCAGCAGAAGCUCUACCUCUUCCUUCAGCACUGCUUUGGCCACUGGCCCCUGGAUGCAUCAUUCAGAGCCGUCCUAGAGAUGUGGCUGAGUUAUCUACAGCCAUGGAGGUAUGCCCCCGAGAAGCAGGCCCAGAACAGUGAUGUCCAGCCCCGCUGUGUGUCAGAUAAAUGGGCGCCCUUUGUCCAGGAGAACCUGCUUCUUUACACAAAGCUGCUUGUUGGUUUCCUGAACCGUGCACUUCGCACGGACCUUGUCAGCCCCAAGAAUGCACUCAUGGUGUUCCGGGUGGCCAAAGUGUUUGCCCAGCCCAACCUGGUGGAAAUGAUCCAGAAAGGAGAGCAGCUGUUCCUAGAGCCUGAACUUGUCCUCCCCCACCGCCAGCACCGCUCCUUCAUGACACCCACCUUCAGUGGCAGCUUCUUGUCAGCCUGGCCUCCUGCUGUCACUGAUGCCUCCUUCAAGGUGAAGAGCCACAUCUACAGCCUGGAGGGCCAGGACUGCAAGUACACCCCUAUGUUUGGGCCUGAAGUCCGCACGCUGGUCCUGCGCCUGGCUCAGCUCAUCGCGCAGGCCAAACAGACUGCCAAGUCUUUCUCCGACCAGUCCACUGAGAGCACAGCUGGCCGCUCCCUUCUGUGCUGGCUAGGCUUCUGUCCCACGGACAGCAACUCUUACUUGACCAACGACCUUGAUGAAGUGGGUCAGGACAGCAUACGUAAGACAGAUGAGUACCUGGAGAAAGCCCUGGAGUACCUGUGUCGGAUUUUCCGACUCAGCGAAGCCCAGCUGGCCCAGCUUACGCUUGCCUUGGGGACCACACAAGAUGAGACCGGGAAAAAGCAACUUCCAGACUGCACCGUGGGAGAGAACGGGCUUGUGCUUACCCCUCUGGGCCGCUAUCAGAUCAUCAAUGGCCUGCGGAGGUUUGAGAUCCAGUACCAGGGUGAUGCUGAGCUGCAGCCCAUCCGGAGCUAUGAGAUUGCUGGCCUGGUCCGCUUGCUCUUCCGGCUGUCCUCUGCCAUCAACUGCAGAUUUGCAGGCCAGAUGGCAGCCCUGUGUUCACGGGCCGACUUCCUCGGCAGCCUCUGCCGAUACCACCUCACUGAGCCUGCAUUGGCUGGCAGGCACCUGUUGAGUCCUGCAGGACGGAUGCAUACUGCCAGCCGGGCCCGCAGUCCCCGGCUCAGCCUCCGCUUCCUGGGCAGCUACCACACUCUGCUAUUGCUCCUGCUGGCCUUUUUUGUGGCUUCUCUGUUCUGCAUUGGGCCCCUGCCCUGUACCCUGAUCCUCAUCCUGGUCUACCUAUUGUACGCCAUGGCUAUGGCGCUUCUCACUGAUCGGGGGAAGCUGCACCAGGCUUGA
This is a messenger RNA of Chrysochloris asiatica (Cape golden mole), 2607 nucleotides long. It is a transcript of the gene SMPD4, whose product is annotated as sphingomyelin phosphodiesterase 4, neutral membrane (neutral sphingomyelinase-3). Gene Ontology annotation, molecular function: sphingomyelin phosphodiesterase D activity. The record is from RefSeq and is a predicted model, not a curated record. Gene Ontology annotation, biological process: glycerophospholipid catabolic process; ceramide biosynthetic process; sphingomyelin catabolic process. Lineage: Eukaryota; Metazoa; Chordata; Mammalia; Afrosoricida; Chrysochloridae. The transcript is spliced from 20 exons. Bases 127 to 2607 code for a protein of 826 amino acids.